AUGAACACGACCGGCGACAUUACCCCUCCUCUGGGCCCAACCCAGUUGGCAGCAGGCCAUGCACCUCCAACGCCACCUCACGAAUCUGCACUCGACGAUAUAUACGGCUCCGCGCCUACCUCCCCGUUCCCCGACGCACAAGCCUCAGACCGCGCUCAUGAAAUACUCUCCGACCUUCCCUCUCGCCAGCGCGCCCUCGACGCCGACGCUUACCGUGAAGGCCUAGCUUCAGCCAAAGGACAGUACGUGCAAGAGGGCUUCGACGAGGGCUAUGCGCUGGGCGCUGACAUGGGGCUGCGCGUGGGGUACAUCCAAGGCGUCCUGAGAGGGUUUGUGCGUGCUUGGAGAGACCAAGAUCAAGACACCUAUACCGAGGCCACGAAGCUGUGUGAAGAAGCGCAGAAGGAACUUGCGAUCGAACAGCUGAUGGGCCAAACAUGGGUCGAUGAGGAGGGGAUUUGGAAGUGGGACGUCAAAGGAGCAGACGGUGAUGCUACAUUCAGAGAGGUCGCGGCGCAGCAUCCUGUAGUCAAGAAGUGGGACGACAAGGUCGAGGAGCUGGCUAGGCGGUGGGGUGUGGAUCUCCAAGCUGUGGAGAAGAUGAGCGUAAAGGAGGAAGAAAAGUCAUGA
Molecule: messenger RNA, 630 nt
Organism: Didymella exigua CBS 183.55
Lineage: Eukaryota; Fungi; Ascomycota; Dothideomycetes; Pleosporales; Didymellaceae
Exons: 1
Coding region: 1-630 (209 amino acids)
Source: RefSeq, a predicted model, not a curated record